Bemisia tabaci is the source of this 2304-nucleotide messenger RNA. The record is from RefSeq and is a predicted model, not a curated record. NCBI's taxonomy places the organism in Eukaryota, Metazoa, Arthropoda, Insecta, Hemiptera, Aleyrodidae.
CCCCCCCUUUGACCCUUCGUAGUGCGCAUGCUUGAUCUACGGAUUGGUGUUACUCUGGAUUAACCUGUCACCUUUACAACAAGGACCCGAGGAUUCUACCAUCUCAAGUAUAUCUCUGAUUCAUCGUUAGUGCCGCGCUAAGAUAUUUUGCUCUUGCCGAAUAUAGCAAUCACCGUUCGAGGUGAAGUUUUCUCGGAAUAUUUCGUGUCUGAAACGUGUCUUUAGACGUUCUCGUGAUAUUCUCAAAGCAGCGCUCGAAAAUUGUCCAAUUCCGAAAUUUUCACCGGUGACCUUGAAAUCAAAUUAAACCAUUUACUUCACUAAUUAUUCUGUUCUUAUUGAAAGUUAUUGUUUCGGUUAUCGUCGCUUCCUGCUCUUGAUCUUUUCGAUCGGAUUAGAGCGUGCAAAACCCGUGCGGGCGAGAAUCGGAAGUGCCUCAUUUGGAUCAGCAUACAUAAUCAGUGCUCCUAAUCGUGUUUCAGUCACCGGUUCGGGCGGAGACAUUUAUGAAACGAAAAAGUGAUUUUGUAAACAAAGAAAUGAAAAUUUUGAGUUGAUCCCAAAAUCGAUUAAUUUUACAAUCAAAAUAAGAAAAACGCGAUAAAAAUUAAAUGCUUUUCGGCGAUUAGUGUUGAGUGAUAUUUUGGAGUAGGUGUGGAAAAGUGUCAAACAUAGUUCGUUUUUUCUUUGUAAAUAGGAUUGGAUUCUUAUCAUUUUGCUCAUUGGUAACAGGUUCUCAAAGAUGGCGACGGUGCAAACGUGGAGGCUGAAAAGGCUGAACAGGCAGAAACAGUUUCGGAAAGCCUUAAAAGUUUUAUGACAUAAAACAGACUCUCACAAAAUGGACAUAGUCUGAUCAGAGGACACCGCGAUCCUAGACCAAGAACUCAGCGUAGUAGCUUCAAGUCAUGGCGGAGGAAGAGGAGGAGCUGCAAGUCGUGGCCGCCACGGAGGGGGACCCGCUCCCGACGCCGACAGUUGUGACGUCACAAUCCACCGUGACGUCACAGCAGACGUCGCGAGUAGUCUGCACGGUGACGUCUUCCAAGUCGACGGAGCGGCAGGAGAAGGUGUUCAAAUCCUCCUCGGCGGACGACGCCCACUCCACGAUCUACGAGGAGAACCACGAGUUCUCGGCGAACGAGUCCCGCAUCACGAAGGCCUCCAAGAUCAAAUCCAUCUCCACGUCGGCGGUCUACGGAGGCGGCAUGCGGAACCUCGUGGCGUUCGGCGCGAAGAAGAGCUCCGACUCGCAGGACACCGAGUCGAGCAUCGACAUCGUGGAGGUCAACCCCGACGACCCCGAAAGGCCCAUCGGCGAACCGAAGAGGUACCGCACGUCAACCACCCUCGAGCUCUCGCCGCGCCCGUCGUGGAGAGACAGGAGCUCGUCGAGCCGGGAGGAACACUCGAGAAGCACCAUCGACGAGCAGGACUCGUCUUUCGAGCUCGACGACAAGGUCCACUCCAAGUCGAGCAGUGGAUCUCCACGACCGGUCGAGCAGGAGAUCUUCUUCAAGCAUGACUCAGGGGCGAAGCUCUUCGCGACGAUCAAUGUGGCCGAGGGUAGGAUCGACAAAGACAGACUCUCGGCGCGAAGUGCAGUAAGCGAGACCUCCACGAGCUCGGAGUUGUCGUACCAGGAGGAGAAAGUGGGCGUCGUGAAGCAGCGUUCAGCGGAGUCGAUCGGCGGUGAGCGACGACUGGGAGGGGCCCUCCCCCGCGGGUACUCGUACCAGGAGGGUCACCGCAUCUCGGUCGUCGGGCAGGAGUCGCGGAAGCAGUGGCUCACGGCGGACACGGGUUCGGCCAACGUCAACUCCCGGUCCAUGGAGAGCCUCCGGAACCACGAGCAGCGCACGUUCUACGCCUCGUCGGAGCGGGAGCUCCGGCGGGUGGUGAGCAGCUCGGUGGAGGCGCGCUCGCUCGAGUCCCUGGAGAAGGAGAUCCGGAUCAUGGGGAACCGGUUCCGGCGGACCAUCUCCGGGGAGGAGUCCGUCGACGAGUCGCACGCCGAGCGGAGGCGGGGGCUCUUCGCGACGAGCUCCCGCCGCGUGCCCUCGCACCUCUCGCUCAUGCCGCCCGGGGACCAUCGGCGGCUGACGAUCCUGUCGCCGCACUCGCCGCUCAUCCACCAGCUCCCCGGCCCGGGCGCCGCAGCCGAGUGCUGGCAGUUCACGACGCAGACCAUCAAGACGAGCAGGCGCAAGGCCGGCAUCGUCCUGCCCAGGCUCGUCCUUCCCGGAUCCUGCGAGUUCGACGUCUCCACAGAGUGAGUUCCCGUUAUAUCUCAUGUAUCUUACC